CUCCUGACUGUUAGGUGGCACGAGUACUGUUCGUUAGAAUCUUACUGCGAAUCACCAUGCAUGCGCUGCAGAUCCGACGCUUGCCGCAUUUGCUGACAGCAUCCAUGACACAUCGCAAACACGAACAAAUAUAAUUACAUCCAACAACCAUCCCUUGAUUCCCGGUCACAGAUCUCUAGCCAAUUCGAUGAAAUCCGUGUGUAUCAUCGGUGCUGGACCUGGCGGGCUCGUCGCAGCCAAGACAUUCCUCCAAAAUGGGUUCAGAGUCACAGUUUACGAGAAAGAUGACAAGGUCGGAGGAAUAUGGGCCUUUCCCAAGCAGUCAGAGUCUGAUGGAUAUCUAAGCCCUCGCACACCAACAAACCUCAGCAAGUUCACGGUUGGCUUCUCAGACUUGUCAUGGCAAUCUUUGGGGACUGGGGACCACGUGCCGAUGUUCCCCGCUGCUGCGCAAGUCGGACAAUACCUCGAGCUCUAUAGGGAUAGAUACGUGCCGAGUAGCACGUUUAAAUUCAGACACCGCGUUAUCAGCGCCGAUCGCGUAGAACAGGAUGGUGGUCAUCAGUGGAAGGUUGUGGCAGAAACCAAGGUCGGCGGUCCAGAGCCAGGAGAUUCGGCUGGAGCAAACACGAAGCAGGAGACGGCAUACUUCGACUACGUGAUCAACGCUGCUGGAUUUUUCUCUAAGCCUAGCAUCCCAAGCCGUUUGAUCCCGCCAUCGAAAACGGUGAAAGAGGUGCAUACGUCCCAGUUUCGAGAACUAGAUGACCUCUUCACCGAUCAAAGCUUUCAUACCGGCAAGCACAUCUUGGUUUACGGCGGGGGGAACUCAGCCGGCGAGGUUGCUAGCAAUAUAGCUUUCCAGCUCUCCUCGUCGCAGUACAGCCCAAAUCCAUCUACCCACAGAAAUAGGUUCGAAGGCAUGAAAGUAUACCACGUAACACCACGACCCCUCUACGCCAUCCCUCCCUACAUCCCCGGCGGCAUCCUCAACACUUUCAAGCCACUCGAUCUCAGUUUCUACGACCUAAAGUGGCGUCAACCAGGCCCAAUAGUAUCCAGCUCCGGGCCUCUAGACCCAGAAGCCACAGCAACGCGGUAUUAUGCCGUCUACGGCAUGGUUGGAGAGCAGAAGGAUCUCGGUGCGGAGGCGCUGGUUACCAAAGAGAAGACGACCCCAUAUGCGACGCUGAGCGAGAGCUACGCUGAGUUCGUGCGCUCUGGUCUUAUUAUCCCCGUCGCUGGGCGAGUUAGUGGGUAUAAAGAGCAGGAUGCAAGCACAGUGUCUGCAAUUGUAGCUACCAACGACGGAGCUGAAGCACUCAUUCCCAAAAUCGGCGCCUCCGUCAUCGCCAACGGCUACACUCCCACAGCAGCCCUCUCUUUCCUCAGCCCAGAAAUCAAGGAAGCCCUUGAGUACGACGAAACCUCCGCCCGCCUCCCCAUCCUCCUACAGAACUAUCAGACGCUCAACCCCGCCGUUCCCGAUCUGGGUUUCAUAGGUUUCUACGAAGGCCCGUACUGGGGCGUAAUGGAGAUGCAAGCGCGUCUCCUCGCCGCCCGAUGGUCCGAGAGAGUAGAAAUCCCAAUCCACCCCGAUGAAUCGCUCGAACGGCUCCGCUCACUACGCCAGGCGAUGAGGGAUCGUAGACCUGACAUCCCACAAUACUGGUUCAGCGAUUACAUCGGCUAUCUCUCCGAAAUCUCCUCCUCGCUCGGACUCACACGCAACGACUCCCCCUUUCCCGACGCAGGGACAGGGCCUAUAAGUCCAGCACGCUACCUAGCCAGCACAGACGCCCACGAAGAAGCCAUAGCGACGAUGCAAGACCUAAAGACAACCAUCGACGCCUGCGUGAAUGGCAAAUUCAGAGCCCGUGCCGCAUUCCGCGCUUUACAGGGGCUGUGGGACAUCGAGCGCAGGGUGCAUAGUAGUCUUACGCCUCCUACGCUAUCCGGCUCCUUCGAAGGGACUGCGACUUUCCACCCUCGCGCGCCGACGAUGGAGGGCGUGGAUCUGGAGUACCUGUAUAUCGAGGACGGCGACUUGACCUCCGCCGCCGACGGCCAAGUGUCACCAGAGUCGCGGCGCUCGGUGUAUCGCUACGUCGAGAAGACGGAUAGGAUAAGUGUGUGGGCUGUCAAUCCUAGUGACGGGGUGGCGCUGUUUCGCGCCCAUGAGAUCGAGUUCUCUCCAGUAGGGUGUGAAGAGGAACCUUGCACGGCGCGGGCGACGGGGUUGCGUGUUGAGGACGAUUAUAGGACGGGGUAUUGGUUUGAGUUUGGUGCGGUGGGGCUGAGGGAGGUGGAUGUUGCGCACGAGGUGCGGGGGGCGGAGGAGUUUUACGAAGUGACGACGUUUACGAGGCCUAGGGAAGGUAUAUAGAUAGAUGCUCUAGAUUGAUUGAUUGAUUGAUUCUAGCGAUUUGAAGUAAUAGAUUCGAUCGUAUUACUCGGUAAUCGGUAUAACAGAAGCCCAGGUGGCAGGUCAUAUUGUUGUGUUCCAUUCACUAACUACAGACAAUACAG
Pseudogymnoascus verrucosus is the source of this 2529-nucleotide messenger RNA. RefSeq lists its product as uncharacterized. The record is from RefSeq and is a predicted model, not a curated record. The coding region runs from base 188 to 2386 and encodes 732 amino acids. Gene Ontology annotation, molecular function: N,N-dimethylaniline monooxygenase activity; flavin adenine dinucleotide binding; NADP binding. The transcript has a single exon. Lineage: Eukaryota; Fungi; Ascomycota; Leotiomycetes; Thelebolales; Thelebolaceae.